Molecule: messenger RNA, 1257 nt
Organism: Elephantulus edwardii (Cape elephant shrew)
Lineage: Eukaryota; Metazoa; Chordata; Mammalia; Macroscelidea; Macroscelididae
Gene: SH2D2A
Product: SH2 domain containing 2A
Exons: 8
Coding region: 1-1257 (418 amino acids)
Cellular component (GO): cytoplasm
Source: RefSeq, a predicted model, not a curated record
AUGGAGCUCCCCUGGGCUCAGAUAUGUCCCCAAGGGAGUCGCCAAGCCCCCAGCCCAAACUUCAACGCCCUCCUGCCCAUGGACGUGACCCACAGGAGGGGCCAGGGCCUGGACCCGAUGCUGCGGCCCAGAUGCCAGGUCCUGGUAGCUGAGGAGACCCAGCCCAGCCCCAGGGUUCUGGCUGUGAAAGCUUUGGUGUUUCCCCAGGCCCAGGGGGCCGCCUCCAGUCCAGAGGGUAUUGGGAAGGCUGAGGAGGUGCCUGGCGAAGGAAGCCUGACCUUGCAGGCUGAGACUCGGAUUUGGUUCCAGAAAACCCAGGCCCACUGUAUCCUGCAGCGCGGGGCAGCCCCUGCCUGGUUCCAUGGCUUCAUCACCCGGAGGGAGGCUGAGAGACUGCUAGAGAGCAAGCCUCAGGGAUGCUACCUGGUGAGGUUCAGCGAGAGCGCUGUGACCUUCGUGCUGACCUACAGAAGCCGGACUUGCUGCAGGCACUUUCUGCUGGCUCAGCUGGAGGACGGGCGCCACGUGGUGCUGGGCGAGGACAGCGCUCACAGGCGGCUGCAGGACCUGCUGCGACACUACACAGCGUGCCCGCUCAACCCCUACGGGGAAAAGCUCACCGAGCCCUGCUCCCGCCAGACUCCUGAGCCCGCAGGACUUUGCUUGAGAACUGAAGAAACAGACUCUGGAAGCAAACUCCAGGACCCAGGUCGCCAAUAUAGUGCAAUCCGCAAACAGGGACAAGCCCCUACCCCGCUGCAGAAAGAGGGGGCCCAGGAGUCCAAGGAGGCCUCCCAGCCGCCCAGGCCUAAGCUCCCCAUUCCAGCCAAACCUCAGCUGUCCCCCGAAGUCACUGCAAACUCGGCUCCGCGCCCGCGCCCGGCCCCGCCCCCGAAGCCCUCCAAUCCCAUCUACCAUGAGCCAGACGAGCCCAUCGCCUUCUACGCCAUGGGCCGGGGCAGCCCUGGGGAGGCCCCGAGCAACAUCUACGCGGAGGUGGCGGUGCCCCCCGAGCGUGAGGAGCCGCGGUCCACCUGGAGGCACCAGGUCCUACGGAAAUGCCGCUCCAGGCCUAACCUAAGGAGCCAGAAUCCAGGUGGUCCGCAGUUGCAUUCUGAGGACUUUGUAACUGGACAAGGCCCUGCCCUUCCUCACCAGCCCCGACCGCCCUGGGUACACACUCUCCCUCCCAACUUGUCUAGACAGGUGCUCCAGGACCAGGGACAGGCAUGGCUUCCCUUGGGACCUCCUCAGUAA